UGCCCCAUCCUUGGUGUCAGGGGGAGGAAUAGUGCCCCAUCCUUGGUGUCAGGGGGAAGAAUAGUGCCCCAUCCUUGGUGUCAGGGGAGGAAUAGUGCCCCAUCCUUUGUGUCAGGGGGAGGAAUAGUGCCCCAUCAUUGGUGUCACUGGGAGGAAUAGUGUCCCAUCAUUGGUGUCAGGAGAAGGAAUAGUGCCCCCACCAUCGGUGUCACUGGGAGGAAUAGUGCCCCAUCAUUGGUGUCAGUGGGAGGAAUAGUGCCCCAUCAUUGGUGUCAGAGGAAGGAAUAG
This is a messenger RNA of Staurois parvus, 288 nucleotides long. NCBI's taxonomy places the organism in Eukaryota, Metazoa, Chordata, Amphibia, Anura, Ranidae. The record is from the annotation of a GenBank genome assembly.